UCUGGUGUGCGGGGCGGCGGCCUUCCCCCGGCGCUGGGAUGGGUGAGGAGCUGCAGGAUGGGGCGGAGCCUAGAGCCCUUAAGUGGGUUUGCAUCGAGUCCAGGCCAGUGGGGACUGGAAAUAAUUAUAAAAAAGAAAAAAGCAGGUGAUUGCCUGUUCCCUUGUCGUGCUUUGGAUGAUAGCUUGUUUAGGGGUUUGCUGGUGUGAGCUGUAAUUAAAAGGCCAUGCUCAUAGUUUGUAUUUAAAAAUGAAGUAAAACUGGUUUAGGGCACAGUGGUCUCCUGGGUUUCCCUCUGUUUUCCUCUUCUCCCCAGUGCAUGUGGUGAGAAGGAACUAGAUUAAAGCCAAAAUACAUCUGCAUAAAGGAAAGUGAAAGUAAAUAUGCUUAUUGAAAGGCAGUCAAACUGGGGAAGUGAGAGGUGAAACUUCACUGGUUGUGAAUCAAUCCAAGAAUGAACAAAUGUAAGAAGCCUUAUGUUGACCAGACUGCAAACCUUGAAAAGUUCAGUCCGGAAAUUCUUUCUGAAAUUGAGAAGCUCUUUGCGAAGAAGUUUACUUACACUAAGCCAGUGAAUAAUGAAUGGCAGCUACCAGAUCCCAGUGAUGCUUUUACAUGCAAUCACAAGGAAUUCAACUCACUCCUGGCUCUGAAGAACUCUAUGAAUGAAGUGAAGAAUCAACUGAGUGAUAAGAAUCUGGAUGAAUGGCACCAGCACACCUCAUUUACCAAUAAAGCAGGGAAAAUAAUUCCUCAUGUGAAGAAGUCUGUGAAUGCUGAGCUGUGUACCCAGGCAUGGUGCAAGUUUCACGAGAUCCUGUGCAGUUUUCCUCUUCUCCCUGCAGAAGCUCUUCAGGACGGAGAACUGAAUUCUGUCCAUCUCUGUGAAGCACCUGGAGCUUUUAUAGCCAGUCUCAAUCACUACUUGAAAUCCCACCAUGUCCCUUGUGACUGGAAUUGGGUAGCUAAUACUCUAAACCCCUAUCAUGAAGCAAACGACACCCUGAUGAUGAUCGUGGAUGACCGUCUUAUAGCAAAUACGUUGCCGUGGUGGUACUUUGGCCCGGAUAACACUGGUGAUGUGAUGACUUUGAAACAUCUAACAGGGCUUCAGAACUUUGUAAGUAAUAUGGCCACAGUUCACUUGGUAACUGCUGAUGGCAGCUUUGAUUGCCAGGGAAAUCCAGGUGAACAGGAGGCUCUUGUCUCACCCCUUCAUUACUGUGAAACGGUCACUGCUUUAAUGAUCCUAGGCACUGGAGGAUCCUUUGUUUUGAAGAUGUUCACGCUGUUUGAACACAGUUCUACCAAUCUGCUCUUUCUGCUAAACUGCUCUUUUGAGGAGGUCCAUGUCUUUAAGCCAGCCACUAGCAAAGCUGGAAACUCAGAGGCCUAUGUGAUUUGUCUUCGUUAUAUGGGCAGAGAAAGCAUUCAUCUGCUGCUUUCUAAGAUGAUACAGAACUUUGGAACAGAAAUGGUCAACAAAGCACUUUUUCCCCAGCAUAUGCUGCCAGAAUCUUUUCUUAAAAUACAUGAAGAGUGUUGCAUGUUCUUCCACAAGUGCCAGGUAGAGACUAUCUCUGAGAAUAUCCAUCUCUUUGAGCGCAUGGAAGAAGCAGAGCAGGUGAAACUGAACAAGUUAAGAGAUUGUGCGGUAGAGUUCUUCAUGCAAAGACUUCGUAUGAAACCCAUUGCCAGAAAUAACUGGCUUGUCAAGAAAUCUCAGACUGGUUGCAGCAUGAAUGCAAAAUGGUUUGGGCAAAGAAACAAAUAUUUUAGUACGUACAAUGAAAGGAAGAUGCUGGAAACCCUGACAUGGAAUGAUAAAGUGGCAGAGGGCUAUUUUAAUCACUGGGCUGAAGAGCAUAGUUUAAAUAAUGCUGGUAAAAUGUGCAUCUUGGAAGGAUCGUCUUCUAACCUCGACUGUAGCUUGUGGUACAUUUUGGAAGGAAAAAGACUACCAGUGGUAAAAUGUUCUCCGUUUUGUGAUGGUCAAGUCUUCGAAAAUCUUACUGAAGCUAUGAAUGAAUUGGUGGGGGGGAGGCUGAAAAGCAGACAAAUGCUGCAGAUUUGUCACUCCUGUGAAGUUCUUCCUGGGGAACUGAUACUGGCAGAAGUGUCUGAUCUUUCCCGGAGUCAUCAGGAAGUCAUAAAUGAAAGAUGUAGUGACCAAUUCAAGUGCCUUGUGGUGGACUUUCCAUCCCUCUGUGAUACUGAAAACCAACCCAGUAUGGAAAUAAAGCUCCUGGACUCGGCCACACUGCUGACUUUUAGCUUCUCUUUGCUUUAUGAUGGAGAACCAAAGUACCAGCAACAGCUUUUGGAGUGUGUUCUGCAUUCGUUGAAUCAGCUUACAAUGGGAGAUGCAUUGAUUUUGCCUAUUCUUUCUUGUUUUACACGCUUCACAGCUGGCCUGGUCUUUAUACUGCAUUGCUGUUUCAGAUAUAUCACGUUUGCUUGUCCGACCUCCCAUGAACCACUAAGGACUAGCACUGCUUUGCUGUGCGUUGGUUACCGAGGCCUCCCAAAUCCAGUUGUUGAAUAUCUGCAGCAUCUGAAGAAACUAAUGAGCUCUUUGUUAGAUACGGACUCUCCCCAGCAAGUUUUGCAGUUUGUGCCUAUGGAGGUUCUCCUCCAGGGCAAACUGUUGGAGUUCUUAUGGGAUUUGAACACAGCCAUUGCAAAGAGACAACUCCACUUGAUUGUGCAAGCUAAGCAGCAGCAAAUGACUAGUAAUAUUUCACUUUAGAAUAAUUCUAGAGUUGAGUGAGUUGCUGUUGCUAGACCUUGCUUCACAGGCAGGUAGAAGGUGUUAAAAACAUUGUUAAUGUGAAGGUAACUUUAACUGUAAAACCUUGGUGUGACAUUGUUAGUGUUGGGAGGAUGUUUUGAGGUAUCAGUCCCACUUGCACCAUAUUGGCCUGUUGUACAGAAACCUGAGGCUUAAUCUCAGGGGUGGGGGACUUGGGAGGGACAGUGAUUGCAGUGGAGAAACUGUUUCUCCUCUGUCACAGCUCUCCCUGAGUCAAUUUGUGUGCCACCUAGGUCAGAACUGUGCCUUCAUGAUGAGAGGUGGUAUGGUGAUUUAUAUGUCUUGCAUCAGGCCAGACAAUGGGGGAUGCUGUUGUGUGACAUUAGCCCUCUUCUGUGGAGCAACAUGUGGGAGCUUUGAUGCACCUGUGUACUUUUCCAGGGUUUGUAGAAGCUGAAAUGUGAGAUUUGGGCCAGAACGUUCAGCAGUGUGCAAGCCUGAUGAAAGACUUGAGGGAUGAGUGUCUUUUGAGCAGGCAGCUGUCUCUCAAAGGCUGGGUUGAAAAUGACUGCCUGUAAGCAGUAGCAGAGGUGUCCAGGCAAAGAUGCUCUUGGGUUUUAAUUUUGUUUAUGCAAAGAGCAGCAGGCUGUAUGGUUUUUGACAGGUUAUUGUAUGGCUUUGUCUCCCCAUCAAUGAAUGGGCUGUUAUGUUAUUUUUAAGUGGCUUUUGGGUCCUCCUUAGAAUAAUUUGAGACUCCUGAGUGAAAGUGAAGACUUGCUUCUGUCUGUGGCAGCAGCUAUUAAUGAGGAAUUCCAAAUGUUUUUCAGGCUAAAAACAUGAUCGUGCACAGAUUUGCGUAUCAAGGAAUGCUUUGGGUACCACUGGAGAAGCAUUAAGCUGAAGAAAUACUUUAUUUGGGAAAGUAUGAUUAAGAUUUCAGUUGGUUCCCCUUAAGGAUAAAAAUGAUGAAAUUGGUAACUGACUGUUCCUUUAAGGGAGUCAAAUUUUAUUUUCCGUAUUGCUCCUUUGAGAGCUAAAUUUUGAGGCCUAAAUUGUGUAUAUUAACAUUUAGUUUUAAGUUUGUAGUAUAUGUGGAAAAACCUGCUCGGAGGGAGAAAUGAUGUUUAAAGGAAAAAUGGCUUUGCUGUUGAUAUGUGCAAGAUCUUGCAGAAAAAGGUCAUAAGAGUGAGUUAGUAAGAAGGAAAAUGUAGUCUCCUGAUGAAUUACCAGUCACCUUCUGGAAGCACUUCUAAUUGUACAGUGUGGGAGCUUGAAGGAUAAUUGAUUACUGGUAAGGGAUUAAAAGCACUGCUGAAAAACUGUUUUGUCUGGAGGUGCUGCACAUUUAAUAGGCUUUCUUGCCACGUUGAUCGGGGCAGAGUUUAAUGCAUUUAACAGUUCAUUUUUUAUUUAAUAACAUGAUAGGUGAAUGAGUUGGUGGCUCAGGUCUAAUUCAUAACAUUUUUUAAAAAUCUUGCUUUUUACAGUUGCACAUAAAUAGAAGCUGCCUAACAAAAGCUUCUGGGAUUGGUCAUUGUCUAUUUUAAUUUAUUUAAAUAGAACUUGCUCUUUUUGCUGUGAGCUGAGUCAUGCUCCUCUCAAACCAGGAAGGAAGGGAACAGAGGCUACAGAUUGGGAGAUAACAUGCAGUAAGAGCUUCUCCUGUAAAUCAUUUUUUUGAACCUGUAAGCUUGAGUGCAAGCAAUGCCACAGAUGACUUUCACCAAAAAAUAAAAAAGAAAUGCUGAAAAACAAAAUAAGGAAGGGGGGAAGAAAUGCUGUAGAAGAAUGGAUGAUGAGACAGUAUCAAAGAUCACCUGUAAAAGCCAUCUUUAUGUGAAACAAAAAGCAGAAUAAAGGUAUUGUCCACCAGAGACACCCCUGUGUCUCUGCCACUGUUUCAGAGGUGAUUAAUGCUUCUGAAACUCCAAUUGUGCUGAAGCAUUUGAAAAGAUGUCUCUUAAAGCAGGGGUAAAUGAGAUAUUUCAAGUGCAUGGGUGUGCUUACACUGUGAUAUUCUGCCGUGGAGGCAUGAGUAGCCAGAAGCAUCUCAUCUAGUAGGUACUUAAAUAACUUGGGUUUUUUCUUACUAACAUUAGUCUAAUAUUUUUAAAUUAUUAUUUUAUAGUUAAAGUAAAAUCCCGAGGUUACUGACAGACCAUGAGGGAAAAUGCAUUUAUUUUUUCAAGCUUUCCUUGGUCUGUUCCGUACAUCUGACAAACUAUGCAGACUUCCUUGAGAUUCCUCCCAUCCCGCCAUUCCCUAUAAUGUCAGACAGUCUGUCUUUUUUCAUAAAUUUUUAGGAGAAAACAUUUUAGAUGGUCACAAAGCUUUGGGGAAGUUAGGACUGUGUACUUCAAGAUACAGUAGACUGAGCUGGUGGGGAAGCAUAAUCCAUCUGUUUGGAAGUAUCCCCAAAGAAAUGUGUGCAAGCACUCCUGUGGAAAGCCAGAUCUCUAAACAGAAGGAAAUCCAAUGUCCUGUGGAUCCUGAUGGCUGAUUUACUCGAACUUUUUUGUUGGCAGAUGUGGGGAGAUGACAGGAGAAAUGCUUUGACAGUAGCUGUUCCUGUUAAAAAGAAAGGAUGUGGUCUUUUUUUAUUAUUACUCUUGUCUUAAUGGCAGGAGUUUCAAAGUUAGGAAUGACACUUGUCCUUUUAAUUGUGAGAAUCCUGCAUUGUCCUAGCUGUUUUUAGACCAAAGAUUUCUUUGAGAAGAAGUGACACUUGAUUUCUGUUGUGACUUUUGGAAUAUGUAAGAAUGCACGGGAAGAAUGUAUUAACCUUUGUGGAGAGGGUCUGGUGACUCCUGCCUUCAUCGAGGCUGUCAGUUUUUGGCCAAUUUGAUUUGAUUUUGGGUGACACCUGAUGAAGUGUCUCAGUAUCCUGGCUGCUUUUAAGUUGUUUUUUUACUGGUUUGAAGAUGAACUGGGUAUUGGUUUUCAUAAUUAGGAGUUUCAGGCUUCACACAGGGGAAGAUAGAGGGGGUGGAAAGAAUAAGUUGGUUAUGACGUGAUUGAGAUUCAUGCAAACGAGGUAAAUUUAGUUUUGCAGCUCUGCUGUUGCAGGUUUCAAUGAAGGACUGAUAUUUAGGCCCCAAUGAUUAGCUAUGAACUACAUUAUUUUUCUGAAACUUUUUGGAUCUUUUGUUUUAAGACAGCAUAACAUUUUGAAAUCAGUUGCAUGAGGGUUGAAUGAAUUGGGUACUCAGCUAAGUGAAAAUGCUAUUUUUUUUUUAAGUUGCAUUCCAUUAAAGUUAAGAGACUUGCUACUUAUUCUUACUAAAUUUGUAUUGUAUUGAGAUUCAUUUGGAUGUGCACAGAUUGUAUGUGUUCUUGCAACUGGCUUUCCAAUUUAAUUUCUACAAAAAAAAGAAAAAAGAGAUUUCUAGUAUGAAAUCUGGUAGUCUAUUAGAAUGAUACUAAUUGGUGUCUAUUAAUCUUAAUUUAAGAUGAAUAUGUCAAAUUACCAGUUGUAAAAGUAGACUAUGUAGCAGAAUUGUAUUCUGUUAGAAAAACAACUUGGGAUUUAAUGGAAAGGGAUUAAUAUUGCCCAUGUAGAAAGUAGGAGGAAAAAAACCACCUUGAUUUCUGACCUAAAGCUGGGUGCUUUAGGAUGCAGAAUAACAUUGCUUCCAGUGAAUCAAGGAUUCAAGGGUUGACCAGUAAGCUGAAGCCUCAGAGCCUUAUAGCCUCCUGUUACCAUCCCUAAAAACUGUCUUUUGACAUCCUUUUAAUUUACAGUUGAUUUAAUUCUUAAUAGUGAAGUGGGGGAAUCCCUGUGUAACUUGUCUUACCAUUUUGGGUGGUAUGAAAUGGUGGUGUUUAUCAGUACUAGUCCCUAUUUCCCACUUUUAAACCAGCGUCUCUAAGUUUCACCUUGUAGCCUUUGAAUAUAAGUCUUUUAUUCUUUUUUUUAGCACUUUAGUGAGUAAAGACUGAGAUUAAAAUUUCCUUGCCAAAGUCUGGUAAUGGUUUUUCCAUCUCAUUCUUGCAACUAUUUUUGUGAAUGCCAUGCUGAUAUCCUUAGUUCCAGUUCUUUGUGUGCUUCAGUCACUUGCCAGAAAGAUCAAAUGGAGCUGUUUAUGCCAGAAAAGUGCUCAGUCCAUGACUGUUCAUUGCUUACUCUUUAGGCAAUAAUUUGGAUUGCCGUCGAGCCCUCUCUUGUGACUCUGUAUGGGUCCAGAGCUGAUUUCAAGCCUUAAGAAUGAAAUUUGCUAAAAGAAUUAGCCAGUGGCUGCAGACACUUAUGCUUAUAACAAGCAGAACCUUUAGGAGACAUUUAAAUGCAGGAAACUUAUCCACCAGCCAGGAGAGGCUCAUAUAACAUGCAGCUGGCAGGAUUUGCUAGCCUUUCCUUGCUAAAAAUUGUUAAAAAAAGGCUUUGAGGCAUAACGACCUGAACAAACAGUUCCCCAAGUUGUGUGCCACCUUUCUUCUACACAUGGGUAUGUUCAUGUUUGCAGGUGUGGAAACCCCCAGGAUUGUACAGCCAUGAAGAUUU
Harpia harpyja (harpy eagle) is the source of this 7251-nucleotide messenger RNA. RefSeq names its product cap methyltransferase 2 (gene CMTR2). The record is from RefSeq and is a predicted model, not a curated record. Gene Ontology annotation, molecular function: methyltransferase cap1 activity. The coding region runs from base 453 to 2747 and encodes 764 amino acids. Gene Ontology annotation, cellular component: nucleus; cytoplasm. Lineage: Eukaryota; Metazoa; Chordata; Aves; Accipitriformes; Accipitridae. Gene Ontology annotation, biological process: 7-methylguanosine mRNA capping. The transcript has 2 exons.